GUGGCGGGUUGGAUGUGCGGCAGCUGUUCAGCCGGCAGGGACGCGGUGGGCAUGGAGGAGGAGCGAACGCUGAAAGGGACAGAGUGUAAGAACAGCAAGGAGAGCGUAUCACUGAACACCUUUGUGAUUGAUGCUGAUCCUCUUUGUGGACACAGUACGGGGAGUAAUGCGCUAGUUACAUUCCAACUUGCAACUAUAAAAGAAGUUGGGGAUACCCUGGGAACAGAAGAUAAGGCUAGCCUUGUGAAGGAGGAAGAUGGUAGUUACUGCAUGCUGCAAGCCACUGAGUCAACUUCUCAAGACUCAAGAGCCCUUCCUCUCAACCUUGCCUCAGUGUGUGGGCAGUUGUCAAAUUUCCUCAGCAACAUAAAUUCUGUGCCUCCUCUUCCUGUGGUUAUGUUUGCACAGGCACCCACGGAUAAUUCAGGGUCAUUCAAAAAGAAUGAAGGUUGUUACUCUGAUGUGACUGAAAAUGUGGCAAAGAAAAAAAAUAAUUGCAUAAGUGGAGUAUGUGCUGAGAAGUUACCUGGUGCAAUCUCUAGAGAUUUCUGCAGGCUAGCACUGUUAGAGGAUGUAUAUGGCCCAACUAAUUGCAGGUCAGUGCUCUGUACUUCAGCCAGUAUUGGAGGUCAGCAGUCCUACACAACAACUUCAUUCCUGAAAUCUGGAAGUAGUCAUGGUGAGAACAAGCAGAAAAAAGAUUUAUGUGAGGAUCCAGAAAUUCUACUGCCAGUCAAGAAGAAGACACGCACCUUCUAUAGCGCAGAGCAACUAGAAGAGUUGGAGAAGGUGUUCCAGGAAGAUCACUACCCUGACAAUGAAAAGAGGAGGGCAAUCGCAGCUGUAGUUGGGGUGACACCACAGCGUAUCAUGGUGUGGUUUCAGAAUCGCAGGGCAAAGUGGAGAAAAACAGAGAAGUUGAAUGUCAAAGGCAGCAAAAAAUACUCAACAUCAGCAGCUCUGGCAAUCCAUGCUGGGUCAGACAUUUGUGGGGCACCUCUUCUGCCAAUGCCUCCAUUGCCUGAUCAGUCUGCCAUAUUAAGUGUAGACACUACAGCUGGGAACUGCUCCAGUAGGGUCAGUGAACAUUCUGCAUUGUUUGCUUCCUCCUCAGUCUCUCCAGUGAAAGGGAUGAUAGGAUCUUGUGAAACAGUUCAGACAAAGGCGUUGCUGCAGCUUGACUUCAGUUCCAGCAGAGUGGAGUGCUUCCCAAGCCCUCCUAGUCCUCCACCCAUUCGUAGGGCCAGCCUGCCUCUCAGUCUUUCCUUCAGCCCCUACGGUCACAUUGUCCCAUUGAUGCUGGAUGCUCCCAACAGUGAAUGCGGCUUGUCCAGUCAGGAAAACAGCUCCAAGGAGGCCUUCGCUUAUAGCAUCCAGGAUCAAGGCUUGUGUUCAGCAGUUUCUUCUAAGCAGCUGGACUUUAUAGGCAGUCUAGAGAUGCCAUACUGUCAGUAUGGCAGCCAGGGUGGAACUUACCAGCUGUCCCAACAUCAGUGUUCCCAGUUCCACCAUCUGCCAUUUCACCGACCCAGCAAUGUCUCCAGCAUUCACCUCACUUCUACAACACCAACUGAAUCCAGUUCAGCUUUCCUUGCCUCACCUAGCAGCAGUGGAAUGGUAACCUAUGGGCCAGCAGGAGACACACAGGACUACGUACAAAACCAUGUGGAGGAACAAUCUGUGUUACAGUGGCAGAAUGGAAACGCAGAUGUUAAAGAAGAAUUGAUUGAUGCUGUGUUCUAAGAAAAGAGGAAACAUUACUAUUUGAACUGCAAAAUAAGAAUAAAGAAGAG
Lagopus leucura (white-tailed ptarmigan) is the source of this 1793-nucleotide messenger RNA. It is a transcript of the gene NOBOX, whose product is annotated as NOBOX oogenesis homeobox. The coding region runs from base 13 to 1743 and encodes 576 amino acids. The record is from RefSeq and is a predicted model, not a curated record. The transcript has 8 exons. Gene Ontology annotation, molecular function: RNA polymerase II cis-regulatory region sequence-specific DNA binding; DNA-binding transcription factor activity, RNA polymerase II-specific. Gene Ontology annotation, biological process: regulation of transcription by RNA polymerase II. NCBI's taxonomy places the organism in Eukaryota, Metazoa, Chordata, Aves, Galliformes, Phasianidae.